Messenger RNA from Coturnix japonica (Japanese quail), 2642 nucleotides. It is a transcript of the gene XKR9, whose product is annotated as XK related 9. Lineage: Eukaryota; Metazoa; Chordata; Aves; Galliformes; Phasianidae. The record is from RefSeq and is a predicted model, not a curated record. Gene Ontology annotation, cellular component: membrane.
ACUGAAGAGAAGUUUAUAAUAUAUUAACCACAGACAAGGAUUUAUAAAUAGACCCUUUCGAAUGGAAUUUUUAUUAUGCAUUCAUAAGAAUAACAGUUCUUGACAGGUUGAAAAUCAUUAACUAUGUCACAUGCUUUGCAUAUGGUUUUAGUUUCAGUUUGUGUUAUGUCAGUAAGCCCUGAAACUUUUCUUGUAUUGUGAGUCUUCAGGAAGUCUGGAUGGGAAACCUGCAAAUAUGCAAAUCUGUAGGUUUGUUAACAUGAAAAAUCUGUUGCAUGUUUAUUGAGGCCAGUGUUAUGGAUGGUGUUCCUAAACUCACAAAAAUCUGCUGGAUGUUGGCCCUGCAUGGAUUGCCAUGAUGCAGUUGCCCUCAUGGCACGGCCUGCUGCCCUUGGGUAGAGAAAGGACUGAACCUGCUGCUCUGGCACCUCCUGCUUCUCCUUCCUUGGGAUUGCUGCCAGCAGCUUUCAUUUUUCCUCAUAAAUGCAAAGAAAACUGUAAAAUAAUGUUUACAGCUUAGCAGAGGUGGAACUGAAUGAGACAAAGGAUGUAUGUACUUCCUUAUAGCCUUUAUGAUUCACCUGUCUCUGAUCACUGAUCUGUGGAAGGACUAAUCAAAUAGAUCAUAAGAAUCCUUGCUAUAUUAGGCAGUCCACAGAGUUUGGACUGUGAACAAAUUCCAUUCGUGGCAGAUAGUGUGGUUCAGUCAUCUGCACAUAGCUGCUACAGAUGCAGGCUGUGAGACGUCUGUCAGUGAGGUGUAGGAGCAGGCCUUGCUCCUUUCAUGUCUCCUUCACAGGGGAAGCUCGGGCCUGUUUGGCACUUUGUUGCUGCGCUGGGGCAAAUGAGCACAAAAGGUGAAACCAUGAGAUGCAUGCACACAAAGUCAGCCACUCAGGUGGAAAUGGCAUAGUGACGUGUACUCUGAUACACCACUGUGUACUCAGGACACGAGUUCUCUCAGCCUUGUGCUCAGUGAGUCACUUGCAAGUUCAAGUUCUGGGAUGGAGUCACUCUUUUUUUCCCCAUAAGCUGGUUUUUAAAGUGAUUAGAGGAACCAGUAAAGAAGAAUGACUGCACCAAGUGCAAAGACAGUCUGGACUCAUGUUUUAUGGAAUAUGCAUGCACCAAUGAAGUUAGCUUAAUAUUUCAAUUGAGAACAUGGGAAAAUGUGUUAUUUAUUCUGACUUUCCUUCACAUAAUAUGAGGACAGAAUGACAACAGUGACAAUCUAGUGCAUGAUGAAAUUUACCAAAUGGAAUUUUAUUUUUUUAGUUGGUGGCAUAAUAGUUUAUAUAGCUGAUAUUGGAGUGGAUUUCUGGGUUGCUAGUAAAUAUUUCUAUCAGGGACAAUAUUGUUGGGCGAUAUUGAUACUCUGUUUUAGAGGCCUUUCGUCACUAAUAACUCAGAUAUUCAGUUAUAAUUGGUUUAAAAAUGACUGGAAUGGUACUGAUCCUGGGAAGCUGGAUUGGAUUUUUCUAGUUCAUUUCUUUCAAUGUGGGAUUUUUAUAAGAUAUUGGUUUGCCUUGAAGUAUGGAAGCCAAGCUGCAUUUGGACAAGACAUCAGUGGAGAUGUAUCAGAAACAGACCCUCCCAACAUCAUUCAGAAACAAGCUAUUGAUGUACUGACUGAUAUUAACAUGCUCAGGGUAUUCAAGACUUUUCUUGAGACCACACCACAGCUCUUUGUUCAGAUUUAUGUACUCAUGGAACACAACAACCAUAACUUCUAUCAAUAUGCUGCCAUUAUUAUUUCAUUUUGUGGUAUUUCCUUUUCAAUGGUUGAUUAUCAAAUAUCACUACGAAAAUCUCUGCCUGAUAAAGAGGAAUUGCAAGUGCUCUCCAAGUUUGUGUAUCUCUUCUAUAAACUGCUUACCAUCACUUCCUGGGUACUCAGUAUUUCACUGAUGACUCUACUAAGUGUUAGAAGUUCUGUAAUUCUGCUGAUACUUCUUUGGAGCUGCAGCUUUGCCUGGACUUUGAAACAGCACACAGCAUUUUGCACAUCCAAGCGGAUGGAAUAUCUGUACAGAACUGUUGUUGGAAUCAUUCUACUUUUUACCUUUUUUAACAUAAAGGGGAGAAAAACAAAAGCUUGUGUUUCUAUUUAUUAUGCUACUCACACCCUUGUAACUUUAGGUAUUUUGCUUCUAUGUUUGUUUUGGAAACCUUCUGUUAUCAAAGAAGGGCAUCUCACAAUUGUGAGCAUCUUAACUAUUCUCAGUCUGGUGUUAGGUAUUAUUUUUCUUGCUGUUUAUUACAAGUAUUUUCACCCCACUAUUUAUUGCAAACAACAGACAUUUUUCGAUGAAGUUGAUAGAAGGGCAGGAGACAGUAUGGAAGUUGGUAGAUUUCAGAAUUUCAUAAAGCAAUGAGCAGUGUGGGUUUUGGUGUAGACUGCAAAGCAAACACUUGCUGCAGAGUGUGCCUCUCUGUCUUUGUUUCUUACGUAUUUUUACUAAGUAGCACAUAAUAUACUGAAGUUAUUGGCUCUGAAUAACUUUUCCAUGAUGUAAUAUAAAGCACCUUUAUAAUGUAUUUUUUAUGCACUAGUCAGUGUUACUUUUAAAAAGGAAUCCAUGUAUCCAACCGACCCAAUUCACUGUUUUAGCUUUUAUCAGUGCAAAUAAAACAUAGGAAAA